Molecule: messenger RNA, 1820 nt
Organism: Osmerus eperlanus (European smelt)
Lineage: Eukaryota; Metazoa; Chordata; Actinopteri; Osmeriformes; Osmeridae
Product: E3 ubiquitin-protein ligase TRIM62
Exons: 7
Coding region: 137-1429 (430 amino acids)
Biological process (GO): protein ubiquitination
Cellular component (GO): cytoplasm
Molecular function (GO): ubiquitin protein ligase activity; protein binding
Source: RefSeq, a predicted model, not a curated record
AAAACACACACACACACACACACACACGCCCUCUCAAACGCACACAGCAGGCUGCAGCUUGUCAAGCUAAUACACAACCUUCCUCAAAACUGAUCACAUUCUUCGCCAACUCAGCACGACUCCAGAUCAGAGCACGAUGGCAGAUCAACAGUCAAUCCUGGAUGUGUCGACGGUGCCCUCCGGUGAUCUCCUAGCCGUCGCCCCCUGUGGCGAUCAGGGGGUACUGCAGGAGGGCGUCCUCGACCCGUCUCCCACGUGCUUUCAGGGCGAGGGGGUGGUGCAGCCGUUCCCCCGCUCCCCCAAACUGCUACACAAGCUCGCGGAAUCUGGGAAGCUUUCAGAGAAGCAACUUUCCAGGCGCCUGGAGGAACUGCAGGAGGAGAAGUCCAAAGCAAAGGGCCACAUUCAGUCUCUGAAGAAGCGCCGAGCCGAUCUCUCCUGGAAUACGGAGAUGAAGAGGGGGAAGGUCAUGGAAAGGUUUGAGGGCAUGAGGACCACCCUGAAGAGAGAGGAGCAAGCCGUGCUGGACUCCCUGGAGCUGGAUCGAAGGGAGACCAGCGCCAGACUAGACAAGGUUCUCAAGGGCUGGGACCAGCACCUGGCUCUGGUCCAGAAGAGCAUCAACACUACCCAAAAAGCACUGGGGCAGGGUGGAGGGAGGAAGGAGACUCAGGAUCAUCCGGAGAAGGUCAGCUGUCAUAAGAAGGCGGACGCCUCGGAGGCAGAGAUCAGGCUGAAUGAAGACAGGUUUGAGAAGCACAUGAGAGCCCUGCGCUCCAUCUCCAACGGCCUGAAAGCUCAGUUCCAGAGGAAGACACUGCUGCUUGAUUCCUGCCCUGUGGUGAUUGACAGGCAGACCAAACACAGCUUUGUCUCCGUGGCGAAAGACGGGCGGGACUUGUGUUUCUGGAGCUCCGCCCCGUCUGUUCCGGAGCACCCGCUCCAGUUCGACAAGGUGUGCUGCGCCCUGGGCUCUGCCGCCGUGGCCAAGGGGCGGGGCUACUGGGAGGUGGACGUCCGCUACUGCUCGGUCUGGGCUGUGGGCGUGGCCUACGGGUGCCUGGAAAGGAAGGGGAGGGACAAGGGCGCCAAACUGGGGCGCAACAGGAACUCGUGGUGCGUGGAGUUCCGAGACGGGCAUCUGUCGGCCUGGCACAACGACCACCACAUGGCGUGCCACGCGUCCGGGCGGGCCACGCCGCUGAGGAAGGUGGGCGUGUGGGUGAACUACGAGAAAGGGCAUCUGGCGUUCUACGAUGCGGACACCAUGAAGGCUCUGCAGGAGUUUUCGGCAGCGCUGAACGCCGUGUUCGACCGGGCGCACCACCAGUUCACGGAGCCCCUCUACCCCGCCGUCCGCUUCCUCAGACCGCCCGAGGGCCAGGUCGGCACCAACCACAUGCAGCUCAGGGACCUCAGCGCCCUGUGAGAUCCACGGCCUUCCAAGAAACCCCUCAGAACCAAAUCCGACUGUAUGAAAUAAACGGAUGAUCGCGCCCCCGUCAUGUGAUCCCUUGGACGGCGUUUGACAUGCUUUCUAGGCUGCUGUUUGUUUCAUAAAGACAGUGAGAGGUUGUGCACGAAACAAAAAACUCACCUGAAAUCGAUGUCCAGUAGUAGACUCUUCAUAGGCUUACUCUUCCCUUCUAGAUUUCUCUGUUUUAUAAGUUCAUGGAGUCUGGAACACAACAUUACACCGUAAACUGUAAUGUUAACGUUAAACAUCAGUGACAGUACAUUUUUGAAUUUAUUCGUAACGUGUACCAUGUUUUGCUGCCACCAUUUGCAUAUUAUGUAAACAAUAAAGAACUUCAAAAUAA